Molecule: messenger RNA, 3178 nt
Organism: Portunus trituberculatus (swimming crab)
Lineage: Eukaryota; Metazoa; Arthropoda; Malacostraca; Decapoda; Portunidae
Product: type 2 phosphatidylinositol 4,5-bisphosphate 4-phosphatase-like
Biological process (GO): phosphatidylinositol dephosphorylation
Cellular component (GO): plasma membrane; lysosomal membrane; phagocytic vesicle membrane
Molecular function (GO): phosphatidylinositol-4,5-bisphosphate 4-phosphatase activity
Source: RefSeq, a predicted model, not a curated record
AGAGGAGGGGGUGACGGGAAGAUCACUGGAACAGCACUCAUAUGAUCACCACAAUGGCUGAGGAGCGACAGCCGCUGCUCUCAGGGACGUCGAGUGGACCUCCUCACCAGCAAUACGGUGGAUCACCAGCAUCUGCAGGACAUGGGUCCACCGAGGGAACCAUUGUGUCUCCGGUGGGGCCGGAUGAGCUGCCACCACCCUACACCCCUUCCUCGUCAGGUGUGCCUAUGGUCACCUGUCGGGUGUGUCAAGCUAUGAUUGACAUCUCGGGGAAAGUUGACCAACACGUUGUUAAGUGUAACCAGUGCAACGAGGCAACACCGAUAAGGAACGCUCCACCAGGGAAGAAAUAUGUCCGCUGCCCUUGCAAUUGUCUGCUUAUUUGUAAGAGUUCCUCUCAACGAAUAGCUUGCCGACCAAAUUGCAAAAGGAUUAUUAAUUUGUCUCCUUCACCAGCAAACCCUUCCUUGCCCAAUGUUCCAGGAAUGUGUAGAGUUACUUGUGCUCACUGCCAUGACACCUUCAUAUUCAACACGCUUAACAAUGCACUUGCCAGAUGUCCACACUGUAGGAAAGUGUCGUCAGUUGGCCCAGAGUUUGCAAGGUGCCGAGGAAUAGUGUUUGUUGUUUUUGCCUUGGGGUUCUUGGGAUUGGGAAUUGCUAUCACAUGUACCACCAUAGGUUAUACCAAGAACUACCCUGGCAUCUACGUAGCAUAUAUUGUGGCCUUCCUCAUCUCUGCCAUCCUCUUCUACCGAACAAUCUAUUACUGCUCUCUGAAGAUCAGUCUCAUUGAGGGUCCGUUAUAAGCUGCACGGGGGCACCAGUGCAGGUUUUGUGAGUAAUCUGCUACUAAUUUCUUGUUACACAUUCAUAAAAUGGUUUGGAGAAAAGGGAGUGAUGGCUAAUCAAGAAACAAGUACCUAAAUACAUUUACUACUUGGCUUCUCAUUUAUGAAGCGUUCUUGUUUUGUAGGAAUGGUUGGCGAACAUGAUCCACAGUCAGUUUGUUGCUGUAAAUUGAUAUAUAUUUUUUUCCUGGUAGAGUUUCAUAUCUUUCACAAAUGCCAAAGGAGUUUGGGAUCAUCAUUGCUGGUCAAAUAUUAUUUUGUAUUAUAUUUGUCUGUUGUCUUUUCCUUCACAUUUUAUUCAGUUUUGAAAGGAAGAAUGGAAAAUGCAAUGCAAUGUGUUCCCAAUUUUGACUAGUUGAAGUUCCACAACUUGCAUGCUUGUAAUUCAUUGCAACUUCAGGUGUGGUAGAUAAUUCAAGACAGAAGCCAAUUUUUUUAAAAGGUAAUAAAUAACCAUUGAAUGCAAUGAUUUUAAAACACUUGAUAGUAUUUGAAUGAUUACAUGUGUUUAUUAAUAACAACCAUUAAUUUAUAGUAAUACACAUCUACCUAUAUACUUCAAAAUAUAGUAAAACCAGAGGUUAUUUAAUGUGAGAAGUAAAAAGAAGUUUGCCACAUUGCUGAUUAGCACUGAGAAACUUUCCAUUUAAAUUAUGUACUGUUAUUUAUGUAUCUGCUAAGUGGUAAGGGGAGUCUGACUUUUGAUAUCAGUCUGAGCAUUGACUACCGGGAGACUUGUAGGGUAUGAAGUGCGUUUCAGUAUAAGUAGGUUUUUAAAAAGUCACCGUAGUAUAAUUUAAGUCUAGAAACCUGUGAUAAGUGAAGAUCUUAGGAAGCUGUCCUAUAUGUAUUCUAGCUCCAGUCUGCAAGUGAAGUUCUGAAUUCUUGAAUAUCCUUGUCAUAUUGAGUUAGUAGAAAGCCUUCAUGUCAUAUACAUUAUAUAACUCUUUGCUUGCUUUGUGGAACUACUACUUUGGAAAACAUUAUUCAUAUUUGUGGCUUAAAUAUUUACUGCCAAGUUUGUUUGAGAAUUCAGCUCACUAUAUUAUUACAUUUUUCAUUAUUAUUAUUAUUUUUUUCCCUAUUAUUAUCAUCAUGUCAUUAUUAUUUUUGUUUUUGUUAUCAUCAUCAUCCAUAGCAGCUUUUGGUAGUCAGUGAGUUUUUAGAUAUGCCUGUCUUGUCUGUAAGUGCUGUUUUGUUACCAUUAAUGGGUUCUCCAGAUCACUACAGAAAUCCUUCCAUGAUAGUGUCCACUAUAAAGGACUUUGGAAUAUAUAGUAUUAUCAUUAUUAUUAUGUAAAUGUCAGAAGUGCAUUAUGUGUGGCAGUGUUGCAAAAUAUGGUAGAUUGGAGUUGGACUUCUUGCAGUUGUAUAUUUUACAAGGGAACUUUCAAUGCUCUAUUAUUUAUGAAUGAUAUGCAGGUGAUAUACAUAUGUGUACACUUUAUAUAUAUAUAUAUAUAUAUAUAUAUAUAUAUAUAUAUAUAUAUAUAUAUAUAUAUAUAUAUAUAUAUAUGUAUAGUGAGAUUUUACUUAAAGUCAUUAAUAUGUACGCAUUAGUGAUUUGAUGGGCUGAAAGCUUGCAUAUCAUCCUGUAAUUUAGAAGCUGUCAAAAUCCUGCAGUACCAGAAAUGACAGUGGAUGUCACCUUUGUGUUAUAGACUUCACUCAACUUCUUUGCAUUCAUCUAUAGCUUUAUCUUUAUAAAUUGUGAUAGAAGUAUUUUAUUUAUUGUUUGGACUAAGAGCACUAGUCUACCUGUGGUCGUGACGCCUGCCCACCAGUACAGAGGCUGCCAGGUUUAGUGCGGUGCAUGACAGCACCACAGAUUAAUGGAAUAGAGUGUCACUGGGUGGCUUGUGGUGAGCUUGGUAUUUGCCUCGGUAUACAAAACUAUCAGCAUCUAUUUUAUGUAAAUAAAUUUAUACUUUUAUCAUAAAAGUGGAGAGCACAGCUGUAUUGUAAAGUAGAGAGGAGGCAUCCACACAAGUGCAGAGUACCACAUGAUGUGCAGGUCAAGUUACCUGGAUCACCUUACUGCUGCCAACAGCAGACAAGGUGCAGGGGAUUCUGGUCCUUGUGGUGAGAGUAUUCAGAGUAAGGAGUCUCUCAGAGACUCCUCUGAUCAUGAUUGCUUUAAUAUAUUUAUCUCACACAUUUGUAUAAAUCACUUGUGCAGUUGUAUGAUAUUUCAAUUGCUCACAAAGCACGACACAUUCCUCUAAGUAAUCAGUUUUACAUAAAUUAAAUGGAAUGUUCUUUUCAAUUCUUUUAGAUCUAUAUUAAAGCUGUAUCCAAAAAGUCAUGUUAAAAGUGUUGAACUUUAA